UUGUCCUUAGCGGGCAGAGAGCACAGAAAAAUAUAUUGAACGUUAUGAUUUGGGAGCAGGAAAAGUUUUCCUCUACUUUAACAGGAUCUCCAAGGAGGAGGACUGUGUGAUUUUUAGAGCAAAACAAAUUGCUCCCAUUGGACUAGUGCAACCUGCCAAUGCAGUCAUCUAUGAUUACUAUAACCCACAUAUUAGAUGUGGCGUGUUUUACAGUGCACCUAAGCAAAGUAAAAUGGUCUCAAAGCUGUGCAGUGGAGAAGUGUGUCAAUGUGCAGAAGGUCGCUGCCCAAAAAUUAAAUCAACAUUUAGUAAGAACAUGGAUGAAAACACACGCAUAGCUUUUGCAUGCUUCAGCCACAUUGUGGAUUAUGCGUACAAAGUCAAUGUACUCAACAUAACCCAAGACGGUGUCUUUGACUACUUUGCGGUUCAUAUUAUCAAACCUCUUCGAUUAACUAAGGAUGAAGCACUACUAACAGCUGACAACGUCCGGUACUUGAUCAAACAGAAAUCCUGUGAGCUUGAAAUGAAAGUGGAUAAAAUAUAUCUGUUAAUGGGUAAAGAUGGUACCACCACAGAUUCUAGUGGAAAGCUACAGUAUUUCCUUGACCAUGAAACAUGGGUAGAAGAGAUUCCUGAGGAAAGGAAGUGCAAGUCAACCAAGAGCAGAGAAGCUUGCGCUCAGCUUCAUGAAUUCAUGGAUCGGUAUGAGAUAGACCAAUGCAUGAUGAAGCGAUAAAUGGCACAGCUUGGUGGAAACUUUACUACAGACCCACUUCAACUAUUUGGGUCUGUCCUAACCUAACAGAAAAAUUUUAUCUGUUAUCAUUUGUUACUGCUAUAUAUGCCUCAUUUUAUUUCCAAGCUAAACACUAUUAUGUCUACCAAAUGUAAUGCACAUUUUGAGGACUGAUAUAAACAGUUAUUGCGUUGUCUAUUUCU
This is a messenger RNA of Polyodon spathula (Mississippi paddlefish), 942 nucleotides long. RefSeq names its product complement C4-like. The coding region runs from base 233 to 739 and encodes 168 amino acids. Gene Ontology annotation, molecular function: protein binding. The record is from RefSeq and is a predicted model, not a curated record. The transcript is spliced from 7 exons. NCBI's taxonomy places the organism in Eukaryota, Metazoa, Chordata, Actinopteri, Acipenseriformes, Polyodontidae.